Lottia gigantea (owl limpet) is the source of this 2820-nucleotide messenger RNA. RefSeq lists its product as hypothetical. Gene Ontology annotation, biological process: cytoplasmic stress granule assembly; P-body assembly. Lineage: Eukaryota; Metazoa; Mollusca; Gastropoda; Lottiidae. Gene Ontology annotation, molecular function: mRNA binding; RNA helicase activity; ATP binding. The record is from RefSeq and is a predicted model, not a curated record. Bases 123 to 1466 code for a protein of 447 amino acids. The transcript has 10 exons. Gene Ontology annotation, cellular component: P-body; cytoplasmic stress granule.
AUCGAUUAGACGGCCAUAUUUGAUAUUUGCCAGAGUAUCUUGAGGCUGUUGUUUACUACUGUGUUUAGAAAAAGCGAAUUUAUAUUGUGAUAUAUAUAUAACCUACUACUCUUAGUGACAAGAUGGCUACUCCAGCGGUGGAGCAGCAGAAUUCUACAAACCAUGCCAAUCCUAUGAAGGAUAAUAAGGCAGCAAUCAAUUCAAAUGACCAAGGAUGGAAGGCUAAAUUGAAUAUUCCUGAAAAAGAUAUGAGAAUCAGAACCACUGAUGUGACCAACACCAAAGGCAACGAAUUCGAAGAUUUUUGUUUAAAACGUGAAUUACUGAUGGGAAUUUUCGAGAAAGGCUGGGAAAAACCCUCCCCUAUUCAAGAAGCCAGUAUUCCUAUAGCAUUAACUGGAAGAGAUGUAUUGGCCAGAGCCAAGAAUGGAACAGGAAAAACUGGUGCCUAUGCUAUCCCAAUCCUAGAAAGAUGUGAUCCAAACAAAGAUGAAGUACAAGCUAUGAUUAUUGUUCCCACAAGAGAACUUGCUUUACAAACUAGUCAGAUAUGUAUAGAAAUAUGUAAACAUAUCGGAUGUAAAGUGAUGGUCACAACUGGUGGUACAAACUUAAAAGAUGAUAUUAUGCGACUUUAUGAUCCAGUUCAUUGUAUAAUUGCUACUCCUGGUCGAAUACUUGAUCUCAUGAAUAAAAACUUGGUUAAAAUCAGUAAAUGUGGUAUAUUAGUAUUAGAUGAAGCUGAUAAAUUAUUAUCACAAGAUUUUAAAGGAAUGCUAGACAAUAUUAUCAGCUUUUUACCAAAUGAUCGACAAAUCUUACUCUAUUCUGCCACAUUUCCCUGUUCUGUUGAAGAAUUUAUGAGACGUCAUUUGAAUAACCCAUAUGAGAUUAAUUUGAUGGACGAACUAACAUUAAAGGGAGUAACCCAGUAUUAUGCUUUUGUUCAGGAGAGACAAAAAGUCCACUGUCUCAACACUCUUUUCUCCAAGCUCCAGAUUAACCAGUCUAUCAUAUUUUGUAACUCAACCCAGCGUGUGGAAUUAUUAGCCAAGAAAAUAACGGAAUUGGGCUAUUCCUGCUACUAUAUUCACGCCAAGAUGAAUCAGCAACAUAGAAAUAGAGUGUUCCACGAUUUUCGACAGGGUCUGUGCAGAAACCUCGUUUGUUCUGAUCUGUUUACGAGAGGUAUUGAUAUCCAAGCUGUUAACGUUGUUAUUAAUUUUGAUUUCCCUAAACAUGCCGAGACCUAUUUACAUCGAAUUGGUCGAUCAGGGAGAUAUGGUCAUUUAGGUGUGGCCAUUAAUCUUAUUACCUAUGAUGACAGAUUUUCACUACAUAAGAUAGAACAAGAAUUAGGGGCCGAUAUCAAGCCAAUACCUAAACAGAUUGAUCCAGCUCUUUAUGUCAGUCAAUGGCACAUGGAGAAAGACGGGGAUGAGGAGAACCAAUCUGCUGGAAAAUAAACAUCUUCAUUUAAACAUCGUGUGGAGAGAAAGAAACAUCAAAUCAUUAUCAUUUUUAUGCAGCACCAAAUUGUGUGUGUUUUUGUUUAUUUGUACAUAGAUCCACUGUCUUAGUUGAAAUUGGUUUAGAUUGCCUCUAUUUCUUUAAAUCCGAAAUAAAUUCUUUGAUUUUGACUAAGCCACUAUAUAGUUAAAAUAAUUUAAAAGUUAGUAAGAAAAUUAAAAUGGAAAAAUCAAAUUUAAGUGGUAAAACAUGACAACGUCAAAAUUCAAAGGUGGAUUUAUUUUUGAAUUGAAUAACAGGUGUAAUUUGAACUGAUUUCGAAAGAUGUUUGGUGGAAAAACUGUAAGAUACUAAAAAAUUGAGACAUUAAAACUAGGGCGCAAGUUGUCAGACCAUCCAUUCUAAUAAAAGAACAUUCUUUGUCUAAAAGUACCAGUGAAAAACUUGUAGCCAGACAUCGUUAUUUAUUUUUUUGUUGAUUUAAAUGUUGUAUUAUUUGUUUAAAAUGUAAGCUAUUCAUUACACCUUGUUCACAUCAACACUUUAAAAACGAUAUGUUAUGUUAAAGAUUUAAUUUUAAACUAGAAAUAGUGGAUUAUUGUCCGAUGUGUAUGGUAUUGUUAAACUUUGAUAAAGAAACAAGAAGUGUGCGUUAAAAAACAGAACUUAUAUAAAAAGGAUCAGGUGAACUUCACUCAAAUUUGAUGGAUUUUUGAAAGAACUUGCACCUUAUUUUAAUUUUUGAGAUCUGCUCGAUGAAAAAAAGAUUAAAAAUCCAUGUUUAAGAUAAAAAAAAUAGGUACAAUAUAAGCUUUAAAAGAUUUACAACUCACAUUUCACAAUUGGUAUAUUUUUGGUGCUUUUUGAAAUUUGGUGGAUUCUCCUUGCAAAUAUCAACAGUUUAAAAAAAUCAAAAAGCAGAAAAAUAUUCCAUAAUCAUAACUAGUCACAAAAUGCAGUCAUGAAAAUCGGAAUCAUUUCAUUUUUGUUUUUAUUUUUUUUUUUUUUUUGAGAAAACCUGCAGAAAACAAAGUUAGGAAAAGGGGUAAAUUGAGAAGGAAUCAAAACCAAUAAUGAGAAUUGUUUUAAAAGAUAAAAAAAUAUAAAAAUCAAAAAAAAAAAAUUAUGCUCAGAAAGAUCUUUGAAUUUUGUGGGUUUUCUCCAAAUUGAAAAUUUCCAUUUUGUAACAGUUGAAAAAGAUUUUCAAGUAAUGUGGACAAAUAGGUUUCAUUUUUCACAAAAUAAGUUCAUAGUAAGCAGACGUCGCUAACCAUGUCAGAAAUGGCUGAACAUUUUGAAAGCUGGAGAAAUUUAAAUGCCCAGGACAUGUUACAUAUUGGGCUAUAAUUG